Molecule: messenger RNA, 834 nt
Organism: Chlorella variabilis
Lineage: Eukaryota; Viridiplantae; Chlorophyta; Trebouxiophyceae; Chlorellales; Chlorellaceae
Exons: 6
Coding region: 1-834 (277 amino acids)
Biological process (GO): aromatic amino acid biosynthetic process
Molecular function (GO): oxidoreductase activity; 3-dehydroquinate synthase activity
Source: RefSeq, a predicted model, not a curated record
AUGCAUGCCCCUCCCUGCCCUUCACGCUGGCCUCUUGCCUGCCCCUCUCCCCUCCUGCCCCGCACGCCUGGCCUGCAGAUCAUCCCCGCAGAGAACUUGGUGGCCGCGUACCAGCGCAACAGCGGCGCCACGCUGCUGGCGGCCGCCCCCGACUGCGCAGCCAGCCGGGUGAUGCUGGAGGCACUGGAGGCGGGCACCGACGGCGUGCUGCUGCGCACAGACAGCCCGGCAGAGGUGCGGGCAUUGGCGCGGUAUCUGCAGGAGCGGCGGCAGCAGGGGGCGCAGCGGCUGCGGUACGAGGCGGCCACGGUGACGGCGGUACGGCCGGUGGGCAUGGGCGACCGAGCCUGCGUCGACCUGUGCUGCCUGCUGCAGCCAGGGGAGGGCAUGCUGGUGGGCAGCUUUGCGCGGGCCAUGUUCCUGGUGCACAGCGAGUGCGCCGAGAGCAAGUACAUCGCCUCCCGGCCCUUCAGGGUCAAUGCCGGGCCGGUCCACUCCUACCUGCAGCUGCCGGGCGGGCGCACCGGAUACCUGAGCGAGCUGUCCUCGGGUGCCGAGGUGCUGGUGGCAGACGCGCACGGGCGCACCCGCACCGCGCUGGUGGGGCGCGUCAAGAUCGAGCAGCGGCCGCUGGUGCUGGUGGAGGCUGAGCUGGCGGAUGGCGACCGCUGCUCCGUGCUGCUGCAGAAUGCAGAGACGGUGCGGCUGCGGGAGCCCAGCUGGCGGGCGGUGUCGGUGUCUGAGCUGGCGGCGGGCGAGCAGCUGCUGGUGCUGCGCCAGGCAGGCGCGCGGCACACAGGGGUGGCGAUAGAGGAGAGCAUUACGGAGCGGUGA